Molecule: messenger RNA, 1143 nt
Organism: Didymella exigua CBS 183.55
Lineage: Eukaryota; Fungi; Ascomycota; Dothideomycetes; Pleosporales; Didymellaceae
Exons: 2
Coding region: 1-1143 (380 amino acids)
Biological process (GO): exonucleolytic trimming to generate mature 3'-end of 5.8S rRNA from tricistronic rRNA transcript (SSU-rRNA, 5.8S rRNA, LSU-rRNA); U1 snRNA 3'-end processing; nuclear mRNA surveillance
Cellular component (GO): cytoplasmic exosome (RNase complex); nuclear exosome (RNase complex)
Source: RefSeq, a predicted model, not a curated record
AUGCCGCCCCAGGCCGCCCUCGUCAACCUCUCGCCCGCCGAGCUGGCCUUUCUGCGCUCCACCCUCGCCCAGACCCCGCCGCUUCGCCUCGAUGUCACAAAGGGCCCGCGCGACUUCCGCUCCAUGCGCGCCGAGUUCGACGUCCUGCCCACCGCCAACGGCAGCGCCCGCAUCGCCCUCGAGGACGGCACCGAGGCCCUGGUCGGCGUCAAGGCCGAGGUCGAGCAGACGCCGCAGCGGCCCGCGCUGGGCGACCAGGGCGACGUCGACACGCCCAACGCCGACGGCCACACGCCCAACGCCGACGGCCACGGCCACAGCCACGGCCACAGCCACAGCCACAGCCACGGCCACGGCCACAGCCACGGCCACGGCCACGGCCAGAACGGCUGGCUCGAGAUGAGCGUCGAGGUGCCCGGCUUCCGCGACGACGACGCCCUGCCCGUGUUCCUCGCCUCGAUGCUCACCGAGAGCCUGCUCGCCAGCCGAGACCUACAGGACCGCCUGUACAUCAACCGCCGCUUCCACUGGAAGCUGUACAUUGACAUCCUCCUCCUCUCUCCACCCCUCUCCUACCCCCUCGGCCUGCUCUCCAUGGCCACCCACCUCGCCCUCCUCACCACCCACCUCCCCGCCCUCAAGUCGGAGAAAGACGAAGACCCGCUCUUCGACGACGACUGGGACGCCGCCGCCCCGCUGUACCCCAAGUCGGCCUCGACAUGCUGCCCGCGCGACAAGCCCCCGGUCAUCGUCCUCGCCAUGGCCGUAGGUGCAAACAUCAUCUUCGACCCCGCCAAGGAGGAGCUCGCCGUCGCCGACGCCGUGCUGGCUGUUGCGUGCACCACUUCGUCUUCGUCAAGCACCGGCGCCAGGAUCGUGUCGAUACGCACCAUUGACCCGCCCUCGCAUCUCACGCCCCCGGCUGUGCCAAACAGCAUGAACAGCGCCACAGGCGGAACGGCGCCGGACAGCAGCGCACAGGCGCUGACCAUGCGGGAGAUGCUGGCCACGACCGGCGUGUGGACACCGCCACGAGGCGGCAUGAAGCGGGCCCUGGUCAGCCAGGUGACCAAGAUGGUCGUGGAAAAGGGCGGCGUAGCCGAGGACAUUAUUGGCGCUUUGGCGGGCAUCGAGACGGCGUGA